Musca domestica (house fly) is the source of this 1780-nucleotide messenger RNA. Its product is annotated as cytochrome P450 4g1. The transcript is spliced from 4 exons. Bases 29 to 1714 code for a protein of 561 amino acids. NCBI's taxonomy places the organism in Eukaryota, Metazoa, Arthropoda, Insecta, Diptera, Muscidae. Gene Ontology annotation, molecular function: monooxygenase activity; oxidoreductase activity, acting on paired donors, with incorporation or reduction of molecular oxygen; iron ion binding. The record is from RefSeq and is a predicted model, not a curated record.
ACAAAAAAUAAAAAAUAAUAGAAAAACAAUGUCGGCGGAUUCGGUAAUAUUUGAAAAUGCAAAGAAUGUUCCGGACAUUGGUGUGUCAUCAGCAACAAUUUCGUCUUCAAAUCCUCUGUGGACGGCCUUAAUGGGUUUGGCGAUUAUAUCAAUACUAUUUGAAAUAUGGCUUCGAAGUACACGUGAAUAUAAGUUAACGGCAAAAAUGCCAACACCGCCAAGGCUACCGAUUCUUGGUCACGCCCACAGAGCUUUGUAUCUUUCCAAUGCUGAAAUCAUGGCCCAAGCGAAGAAAUAUAUUCACACUCCGGGAGCAGUGAUUCGUGCCUUUUUAGGUCCCAUAGUCGUGGUGGGUUUAUGGAACCCCAUUGACAUAGAAAUAGUACUGAGUUCUAGUACCCAUUUGGAAAAGUCAUAUGAAUAUAAAUAUUUCAAGCCAUGGUUUGGUGAUGGUCUACUCAUCUCCAAAGGACAUCAUUGGCAACAUCAUCGUCGCAUGAUUGCGCCCACCUUCCAUCAGAGUAUUUUGAAAAGUUUCAUUCCAACAUUUGUGAAACAUUCCAAGAGUGUGGUACAACGUAUGGCCCUGGAAGCGGGCAAAGAAUUCGAUGCCCAUAAAUAUAUGUCCCAGGUGACGGUGGAGAUUUUACUCUCCACGGUAAUGGGAGUGAAAAAGCUGCCCGAACCAAAUAAAUGUUUGGAAUAUGCCAAUGCUGUGUUGGAUAUGUGCGAUAUUAUCCACAAACGUCAAUUGAAAUUCUAUUAUCGCCUGGAUGCCACAUUUCGAUUUUCAUCACUUCAUGACAAGGCCCGGAGAAUGUUGAAUACAAUUUUGAAUAUGACACGGCAAGUUGUGGAGGAGCGUCAGAAAAAUUUCAGUGCUGAUUCGAGGGCAAUUUUCGAAAAUGAAGCUGAGGCUGCCAAGCGCAAACGAGAAAAUGUGAGGGCCGAAGGAUUGCGUGAUGACUUGGAUGACAUCGAUGAGGAUGAUGUGGGUGCCAAAAAGAGGUUGGCUUUAUUGGAUGCCAUGAUGGAAAUGUCUAGAAAUCUUGAAAUUGAAUGGACCGAAAAAGAUAUUAUCGAUGAAGUCAAUACAAUUAUGUUUGAGGGCCAUGAUACCACAUCGGCUGCCUCCAGUUUUGUCCUCUGCAUAUUGGGCAUUUAUCAGGACAUGCAAGAAAAGGUAUUGGCCGAACAGCGAGCUAUUUUUGGUGAUGACCUCAUGCGUGAUUGCACCUUUGCCGAUACCCUGGAAAUGAAGUAUUUAGAGCGUGUAAUAAUGGAAACUCUGCGUUUGUAUCCACCAGUACCAUUGAUUGCACGUCGUGCCGAACAUGACAUAAAAUUGGCCUCCGGACCCUAUUCCAUACCCAAAGGCACCACAAUUGUAAUCAUACAAUAUGCCGUACAUCGUGAUCCCAAAUCAUUUCCUAAUCCAGAAAAAUUCGAUCCUGACAACUUCCUGCCCGAACGUAUGGCCAAGCGGCAUUAUUACAGUUUUAUACCCUUCAGUGCUGGGCCACGUAGUUGUGUGGGUCGUAAAUUUGCCAUUUUGAAAUUGAAAGUUUUACUCUCGACCAUUUUGAGAAAUUUCGUUGUGAAAUGUAAUCAGCAGGAGAAAGAUUUCCGUAUGCAGGGCGAUAUUAUUUUGAAAAUGGAAAAAGGUUUUAAUAUUAUGCUGGAACCACGAGCGGAAGCCAAGAAGGUUAUAUAGUUAUAGGUAUUUGUGAUAAGUCAAAAGAUCUCUAAGGGAAAUAAAUUUCGAAAAUAAUGCUAAUAA